CUGGCAGACACACACACAAUCACAACACAAGCAUAUGCGGUCAGAGGACAGAAAACCGUCAAAGCAGAGCCACGAUUCGGGUCGUCCGAAAUUAGCCCGCUAAAAUCAGAUGCCCCCAAACCGCAGAAGCUUUACUGAUGGACGUUCAUCGCUAACCUGCAGCCGCAUCUGCUCGACUCCUCAGCGGUAUCUUUUGGCUCUGAUGUUACUAGCUGAACAGUGACCACUGCCUGCCCAAGGUCACCUGCUGCCCAAUUCCCCUCAUCAUGUCCGGGAUCCAUGUGCCAUGGUCGUCUGGCACAGAGUGUGUUGCCAAGUAUAAUUUCAAACCUGGCACCGAACAGGACCUGCCUUUCUGUAAAGGAGAUGUACUGACCAUCAUCGGAGUGACCAGGGAUCCAAACUGGUACAAAGCGAGAAACACUGUGGGCAGAGAAGGCACCAUUCCGGCCAACUAUGUCCAGAAAAGGGAAGGAGUGAAAUCAGGGGGGAAGCUCAGCCUUAUGCCAUGGUUUCACGGGAAAAUCACUCGCGAACAGGCGGAGCGGCUCCUGUACCCGCCAGAAACGGGUCUAUUCCUGGUGAGAGAGAGCACCAACUACCCUGGCGAUUACACCCUGUGCGUCAGCUGUGACGGCAAGGUGGAGCACUACCGCAUCAUCUACCAUAACGGCAAACUCACCAUUGACGAGGAGGAGUACUUUGAGAAUCUCAUGCAGUUGGUUGAGCACUACACCAAAGACGCUGAUGGGCUUUGCACCAGACUGAUUAAACCCAAGCUGAUGGAGGGCACGGUGGCAGCGCAGGACGAGUUCUCCAGGAGUGGCUGGGCCUUGAACAGAAAGGAACUGAAACUGCUUCAGACAAUUGGAAAAGGGGAGUUUGGAGAUGUGAUGGUAGGAGACUACAGAGGGACCAAGGUGGCUGUCAAGUGUAUCAAAAAUGAUGCCACAGCGCAGGCUUUCAUCGCCGAGGCCUCCGUCAUGACGCAACUGAGGCACAACAACCUGGUGCAGCUGCUCGGUGUUAUUGUGGAGGAGAGGGGCAGUCUCUACAUUGUCACAGAAUACAUGGCCAAGGGCAGCCUAGUGGACUACCUGCGCUCUAGGGGACGGACUGUUCUUGGUGGCGACUGCUUGCUGAAGUUCUCCCUUGAUGUGUGUGAAGCCAUGGAGUACCUGGAGGCCAACAACUUCGUCCACAGAGACCUGGCAGCUCGGAACGUGCUCGUGUCUGACGACAACAUCGCCAAGGUCAGCGACUUUGGCCUCACCAAGGAGGCCUCCUCCAUACAGGACACUGCCAAGCUGCCCGUCAAGUGGACCGCACCUGAAGCACUAAGAGAGAAGAGGUUUUCCACCAAGUCGGACGUCUGGAGUUAUGGAAUCCUUCUUUGGGAGAUUUACUCCUUCGGCCGCGUGCCUUACCCUAGAAUUCCGCUAAAGGACGUGGUGCCCCGGGUAGAGAAGGGGUACAAGAUGGAUGCCCCAGACGGCUGCCCGCCCGUGGUGUACGACCUGAUGAAGCAAUGUUGGACCGUGGACCCCACCAUGCGGCCCUCCUUUCGCAUGCUGAGGGAGAAACUGCAGCAUAUCAGAGUCAAGGAGCUCUACCUGUAAAAUGAAGCCGUGGAGGUGGGGACAAAGGAGGGGGGAGGUCAUUAAACCUUGUUUAUUACCAUCACUUCACCUCCAUCAUUUCUACGGAUAGUUUUUUUUUCUCCCCUAAGAAGAGCACAUGAACAGGAAGAGGUGGUGUUUAGUGGGGGCAGUGUCAUCUUCAUCCUGCUGCCAAGAUAGCCCUGAGUCGUGGGGGCAGGAUGAUAAUGGGAGAAGACUGGGGCAGGAGAGGCACUUCACACACAUGGUUGAUUCAUCAUACGUGGGCUUGUUUUUAUAUCAAAAUAUAUUUAAAGGUCGAAAAGAACAAGGAGAAAACUGACUGGGAUGGAACAGAGAAAGAGGACUCUGAGAAGCAGUGAGUGACUUGGCACUCCGGAUGAUGGACAUCCCUGAACUCUGGGGUCGGGGUGGUGCAUGCUGUGUGUGAGAGGCCAUGGUUUCAACUGUCGGUGCUUUCAAUGUUCAUUGUUUUAUUAUGCUGUCAUGAUUAUGAAUAAAUCAUUCCAACCGAA
Molecule: messenger RNA, 2134 nt
Organism: Girardinichthys multiradiatus
Lineage: Eukaryota; Metazoa; Chordata; Actinopteri; Cyprinodontiformes; Goodeidae
Product: tyrosine-protein kinase CSK
Exons: 14
Coding region: 267-1619 (450 amino acids)
Biological process (GO): adherens junction organization; regulation of Fc receptor mediated stimulatory signaling pathway; protein phosphorylation
Molecular function (GO): protein tyrosine kinase activity; ATP binding; protein binding
Source: RefSeq, a predicted model, not a curated record